Xiphias gladius (swordfish) is the source of this 1349-nucleotide messenger RNA. It is a transcript of the gene gmnc, whose product is annotated as geminin coiled-coil domain containing. The transcript is spliced from 4 exons. NCBI's taxonomy places the organism in Eukaryota, Metazoa, Chordata, Actinopteri, Istiophoriformes, Xiphiidae. Bases 1 to 1332 code for a protein of 443 amino acids. Gene Ontology annotation, biological process: negative regulation of DNA replication; negative regulation of cell cycle. The record is from RefSeq and is a predicted model, not a curated record. Gene Ontology annotation, cellular component: nucleus.
AUGGAAACCCUGGCCUCUGUUUGGGCCCGCGACCCCCGCGACCCCCGUGACCUCGGGGACCUCGGAGAGAAGCGGCACGAGCCGCCGACCGCGUGGGAGCCUCAGUGCCUCUUUAACGACUCUCCACCUGCUGGUCUGAUGUGGACAGAGCAGCUCUCCCCCCACCUCCAGAGAAACAAACAGCUCCAGGACACGCUGCUGCAGAGAGAGGAGGAGCUGGCCAGACUGCAGGAGGAGAACAACAAGCUCAGAGAGUUCCUGGGGUCUUCAUUUGUCAGGAACCUCGAGGAAAAGGCUAAAAAACUAACCACUGACGGGAGGAGGAAGCUGAAGAGAAACCUGAUCGAUGUGGAUGAAGGACCUUUCCAGAACUGUGCUCAUCAGCUCAUGGCCUCCCAGCAGGUCAGCAAGAGAGUCUGCAGGAACCUCACUGCCGAGUUCUGCUCCGAGUCCGCCGAAGCGCCUGCCUCCUCAGAACCAAACCUGGACCUCUGGGUUCUACGAACGCUGGGACUGAAGGACCGGGACACCAUCGACACAUCCAGUGACUCCUUGUCCUCACCUGUAUACAGCUUGAGAAGUUUAGUUCAUGAUGCGGCAGUCACCUCUUCCUCGUCCUCCGGAGUCACGCUCACGUCUUUCAGCCCUUCAGCUGCCACUUCUGCGUCCUCUUCCGCCAACAGCUACUGCCAAAGCUCGACACGUCGAACUGAUUAUAGGUACAGUGCCGCCAAAUGCCAAGAAGCAAACUGUGCUAAUCCUGCCAGGUCGGCUCAGAACUGCACGACUUCUCCGAGUCAAUGCUCUGACUUCACUGCCACUGCACCGACCGGACAGUACGAAGCUCCUGAGGCUGCGAUCAGGAGCUACAACACAUCAACUGCCUUCCAAUCUCCGCUAACAGAAGAAUUCCCCUUCACCCAGUCACCAGACAGAGCAGAGGUCUGUCGAGCACAAACCCUGGAGGGAAACCCAGCAGAACAUCCGGCGUACUGGGCUUCACUUAGAGGCAGCCGGACACCAUCACAGGACACGAUCCAGUUCAGUCCACCAGGAGAGAGAAUCCAUUUCUCUCCCAUUUCGUCUUCAAGUCCAGUCACAAAGCAAACCUGGACACCUGUUGGAGGCUGCAGCCCAACGAGCCCGUCAGCAGGUUCUCAGCCUCCCGCCACGCCUCAGACGCCUCGCAGCCGGACAGAUUUGGCGUUCAGUAUGUCCCUCAGCCCGUCCAGCAGCGUCAAGACCCACAGCUUCCCCCAGGGACAAGCCUUCAUCAGAAAGGACACAGAGGGAAGGUGGAACUUCACCUGGGUGCCCAGGCAAGGACCAUAGGCAGCUUGUUGGUCUCC